This is a messenger RNA of Talpa occidentalis (Iberian mole), 2887 nucleotides long. It is a transcript of the gene PRMT9, whose product is annotated as protein arginine methyltransferase 9. The record is from RefSeq and is a predicted model, not a curated record. Gene Ontology annotation, molecular function: protein binding; protein-arginine omega-N monomethyltransferase activity. The coding region runs from base 17 to 2545 and encodes 842 amino acids. NCBI's taxonomy places the organism in Eukaryota, Metazoa, Chordata, Mammalia, Eulipotyphla, Talpidae. The transcript is spliced from 12 exons. Gene Ontology annotation, biological process: peptidyl-arginine methylation.
GGAGGCCGCUGGCUCCAUGCCGAACUCACGGCCCAGGCCCCGCCGGGGCGCCGGGCGCGGGGCCGGGGCCGCGGGGCGCGACGAGCUGGUGUCGCGGUCCCUGCAGAGCGCGGAGCACUGCCUGGGCGCCCGGGACUUCGGCACCGCCUAUGCCCACUACCUGCUGGUGCUCAGCCUGGCCCCGGAGCUGAAAGACGACGUGAAGGAAACUUUUCAGUAUACUCUCUUCAGAUGGGCUGAAGAGCUUGAUGCUCUCAGUCGAACACAAGACCUGCUUGGUUGCUAUGAGCAAGCCUUGGAACUGUUUCCUGACGAUGAAGUCAUCUGCAAUAGUAUGGGGGAGCAUCUCUUCAGAAUGGGCUUUAGAGAUGAAGCAGCAGGGUAUUUUCAUAAAGCAGUGAAGCUGAAUCCUGAUUUCAGUGAUGCAAAGGAGAAUUUUUAUCGAGUUGCAAACUGGCUGGUAGAACGCUGGCACUUUAUCAUGCUUAAUGACAUCAAAAGGAAUACAAUUUAUAAUGCAGCAAUCCAAAAGGCCGUUUGUUUGGGGUCAAAAAGUGUUUUGGACAUUGGAGCAGGAACCGGAAUACUAAGCAUGUUUGCUAAGAAAGCUGGAGCAUGCUCUGUGUAUGCCUGUGAGUUGUCCAAGACCAUGUAUGAACUUGCCUGCGACGUGGUGGCAGCAAACAAGAUGGAAACAGGAAUCACUCUCCUACAUAUGAAGUCACUGGACAUAGAAAUUCCAAAACACAUCCCUGAAAGAGUGUCCCUAGUUGUAACAGAAACUGUCGAUGCAGGUUUAUUUGGAGAAGGAAUUGUGGAGAGUUUGAUUCAUGCAUGGGAGAAUUUACUUUUGCCCCCAAAGGCCAAAGGUGAAAGUGGUAAUUAUGAAAACUAUGGGAAAGUUAUACCAGCAAGUGCUGUUAUAUUUGGGAUGGCAGUAGAAUGUGCAGAGAUAAGAAGACAUCAUAGAGUGGAUAGUAAGGACCUUGCUGGGAUCUCUUUGCCAAUAAAUGUGAAAUUUCAGAGUCCGGCUUAUUCUGUAGCUACUGAAGAAACAGCUGAACCUUAUACAACUGAAAAGAUGAGUCGAGUUUCUGGGGGCUAUUUGGCUUUGACAGAAUGCUUUGAAAUUAUGACAGUAGAUUUCAACAAUCUCCAGGAAUUAAAAAGUCUUGCAACUAAAAAACCUGAUCACUUUGGUAUUCCUGUGGUUAAAGAAGGCAUACUGGAUGCAAUUGUGGUUUGGUUUGUACUCCACCUUGAUGAGGAGCACAGUUUAUCCACAAGUCCUAGUGAGGAGACGUGUUGGGAACAGGCUGUCUACCCUGUACAGGACCUUGCAGAGUACUGGAUAAAACCUGGGGACCGUGUGAUGAUGGAAGUGUCUUGUCAAGAUUAUUAUUUAAGAAUCCAGAGUAUUAAUAUCUUCAGUUCAGAACAAAUGGAUGUUGGGAAAAGUUUUACCAAGAAGCAGGAUUUGCUCCCUUUAGGAAAUGAAGCUGAACUCUGUAGUGCCCUGGCUAACCUUCAGACCAGUAAACCCGACACUGUGGAACAUUCAUGUGUACUGGAAUCCACAGAAAUUGCUUUGCUUAAUAAUGUUUCGUAUCAUGAUGGCUUUAAGAUGGCAAUGAGAAAAGUGUUGUCUUCAUUGAGCCCAGAGAAACUCUGGCAGGCCAUGGAUACUCACAAUCAGAGUGACGAGGCGAGCUGUGGACAAAACACUUCCGAACAGGGCGUGGCUGAGCCCUUCUAUGUGUUAGAUGUGUCUGAAGGCUUCUCCAUUCUGCCUGUAAUUGCCGGCACACUCGGGCAGGUUAAACCUUACAGUUCUGUGGAGAAAGACCAGCAUCGUAUAGCACUGGACCUCAUCUCUGAAGCCAAUCAUUUUCCUAAAGAAACCCUUGAGUUUUGGUUGAGACAUGUGGAAGAUGAAUCUGCUGUGUUACAAAGGCCAAAAUCAGACAAGCUGUGGAGCAUAAUUAUACUAGAUGUCAUUGAGCCAUCUGGACUCAUUCAGCAGGAAAUAAUGGAAAAAGCUGCAAUAUCCAGGUGUUUGUUACAGUCAGGAGGCAAGAUCUUUCCUCAGUACGUGCUGAUGUUUGGGUUGCUUGUGGAAUCACAGACACUGGUGGAAGAGAGUGCUGUGCAAGGAACAGAACGAACUCUAGGGUUAAAUAUAGCACCGUUUAUUAACCAGUUCCAGGUACCUAUACGUGUAUUUUUGGACCUACCUUCCUUGCCCUGUACACCUUUAAGCAAGCCAGUGGAACUCUUAAGACUAGAUCUAAUGACUCCAUAUUUGAACACCUCCAGUACAGAAGUAAAGGUGCACGUUUGUAAAUCUGGACAAGUGACUGCCAUUCCGUUUUGGUAUCAUAUGCACCUUGAUGAGGAGAUUAAGUUGGAUACCUCCAGUAAAGCCUCCCACUGGAAACAAGCUGCGGUUGUUUUGGACAAUCCCAUCCAGGUGGAAAUGGGAGAGGAACUUGUUCUUUGUGUCCAGCAUCACAAAAGCAAUGUCAGCAUCACAGUAAAGCAGUGAAAAGGGGUUUUCUAUGAAAACUGCUUAAGUGGAGGAGCAAGUACAUAAUUUUUCUGGUCUGAAUUAGUGGGAUUGUAAUUAUAAAACUGAUUUAGUUUCUUGUAACAAAUAUUUUUUUUAAAUUGACAUUAAUAAAGUAUAUUUAAAAUAUCCAAAAUUAAAGAGUAGAAUUAUUAUAAAAAUAUUGCUGCAGACUUUUCUGGGAAAGUGUUAACUUUACAAAUUAGGAAAGUGUUUUUGUUUGGUCUUACAUGAUGUCAAUUACAUUUUGCUAUACCCGUCUACACUCUAAAGCCACUAAGAUAUUUUUCGUUUUCACUAUCAUGUAUCCUUUUUUUUUUU